Molecule: messenger RNA, 868 nt
Organism: Camelina sativa (false flax)
Lineage: Eukaryota; Viridiplantae; Streptophyta; Magnoliopsida; Brassicales; Brassicaceae
Source: RefSeq, a predicted model, not a curated record
GGAAGUUUCUAUCCAUCGGGUGACGAUGGGGGUUAUAACAUGGUUGGGGAAGGUCCAGGUGAAGGGUUUAACAUAAACGUUCCAUGGGAUCAAGGACGAUGUGGAGAUGCAGAUUAUCUUGCGGCAUGGGACCAUAUCUUGAUUCCAUAUCUUGUCUCUAUUGGCUGCUCGAGAUGGAGAACUGGAGGCAAGUAGAAAAGAGUUAAAGGCCAAAAAGAAGGAGCUAGAAACAAAAGAGAAAGCGCGGCUAAUGUUGGUUCGGGCUCGGGAGGAUGAAAUUCGUGGUCUUCGUGCUAAAAUAGAAAGUUUGGUGCAGGAGCGAGAUGAGGCAGUAGUGAAAGCUGAACGCCUAGAUAAGGAACUCCAAGAUGAAAGGUUAAGAAGCCGAGUUGGGAAUGGAUCUUUUGCAUUGUCUCAGAAGUCCAAUGAAGACAUGGAUUCGGACGAGCUUGAACCCAUGUCUCAGGAGUUCAAUGAAGACAUGGACUCGGAAGAGCUCGAAAGCCAUGAGGACUUGAAGAAAACCUGGGAACGUAUUAGAGAAAACUUAAUAACAAGGAUGAAAAUUUUUAAGCAAGCGGGGGAUCUUACCAUCUUAGCAUCAGCUAUCACCAAUCGGUACCAAGUGUAUCGUCGAUGGGAGAGGCAGGGUACUCUACUAGGUUGGGAGCUUGAGGUCGCAGCAGAAGAAUACCACAAGUUUCGCGCGUGGCUUGAUAAGCUUGGGAAGAAGGACGAUUACCAUUCUGUAGAAGUGUAUGAGAAGUGGUGGAACGAUGUUCUUGCUAGCCAUCGCCCACCUGUGGUGACUCGUGAAGACGCCUCUUCCCCAACAGUCACAGUAAGCACUAAACGUAGGAAGCGGUAA